AUGGCGUCCCUACCUCCCUUCGCCCCCUUCCCCCCCUCCAAAUGGCGCGCCUCCCUCACCCCGCAGGACUGGUCCUCCCUGCUCGAAGCCUGGACGGCCCUCGCAAACGCCCACCUCGCCCUCCCCGACGCCCAGCUCUUCUCGACCGCAGCCGCCGCCUCCCUCCCGCCCUUCCUCGCGUCCUUCGUCGCCGAGCUCUCGACCGACGCCGCCGGCCAUCCCCUCAUCCCCGGCGCAUCAUCAUCACCAUCAUCAACCUCCGCCUACCUCAAACCCCUUCUGAGAGCAGUCUUCGCCCUGACGUCUCGCCUCCUUACCUCCCCGACGCACCCUCCCCCACCCGAGCUCGCGACGCCCGCCUUCCUCGCCGCCUUCAGCAGGCUUUACCGCAAGAACAGCCCGGCGACGCUCUCCGCCUCCUUCGCCCUCCACGCCCCGACCCUCGAACCGCCCCUGGCGUCCCUGAAGCGAACCCUCACAAAGUCUCUCGAGGCGGGCAUGAAGGCCGACCUCAAGACCCUCGAGGCCCGCCUCGCCUCCCUCAACCACCUCCUCCACGCCUGCCCCGCCGCCGCCGCCUUCUUCCUCGCCGGCUCCGACUUCCUCGACGGCCUCGUCUCCGCCUUCCGCAUCACGAACCCGCCGCUGCGCAAGGUCCUCGUCGCCACCGCCUACGUCGGCCUCGUCGGCCUCGCCGCCGCGGACCGCUUCGGCAUGCUCGCCGACGUCCUCUUCUCCCUCAAGUCCGCCGCCGAGGCCCACAAGGCUGGCCCGCUCAACGUGAACGAUUCCCUCGUCGCCGAGCUCGUCACCGUCACACCCGUGCUGAAGCAGCUCCUGAAAAAGGCAGAGGACAAGGGCGCGGCCUCGACGGCGCUGAAGUCGCGCAUCGCCGCGCUCGAGGGGUUCCGUAAGCCCGGCGGCGGCAUGAUGAGGCCCAAGAGGCUCGUCAAGAGGAAGAUAGAUAAGGGCAAGGGCAAGGACGUGGCCGAUGAAUCGCAGGUCCAGGCCGAGUUGCACAUGCACAGGCAGAGCCAGAUCUCGCUCAUCCAGGAUCUGUUUCCCGACUUGGGUUCGGCCUUCAUUUCAAAACUGUUUGACGAGUACGGCGAUAACACAGAGGUCGUCACGGCUCACUUGCUGGAGGAUUCGCUUCCCCCGCACCUCGCAACGGCGGACCGUGCUGCGCAGCUGUCGCCCAAGCUGGAGAGGAGAAAGAGCCAGCUCGAACCCAGACCAACGCCCCCACAACUACCAGAGCGCCAUAACGUAUUUGAUGAUGAUGAACUCGAUAGACUAGAACUAGACGUUUCUAAACUCCAUUUCGGCAAAAAGGCCCCCGAAAGGACGGCCGACGACGUCCUGAGGGACAGAUCCACCGCGCCCAACAAGGCGGCCAUCUUGUCCGCACUUGCGGCGUUCGACUCGGACGACGACGAGCGCGACGACACCUACGACGCAGACGAUGUUGGCGGCACGGUGGACAACGCCAACGAGGAGGCCGACGGACAGAAGGACGCCAACGAGGAGACGCUGUACAAGGCGUUCCAGGCGGACCCCAGUGUGUUUGAUAGACAGGCCACGACGAGAAGGGGCCCGGCGAGAGGCAAGCUAAGGGUGGAGACGGGUAUGACGGACGAGGCGAUCGAGGGCUGGGCCGUGAUGCUGGCAAGGAAUCCCGGCCAGAAGCGUCGCCUCGAGGCUAAAUACAACGGCGCCGCGGCGUUCACGGGUACCCAGACCGAGAUUCUGUCGACGGCGUGGCGGGCCAGUCCGGGUGGCUCAGGUGCGGAAGAGUCCGACCCCGAUGGAGGAAGCUCGUCGAGGGGCGGCAGAGGCGGUCGCGGCCGCGGGGUCGGAGGUCGUGGACGUGGUAGAGGUGGCGGUGGCAGAGGAGGCGGCAACGUGGCGGGCCCGACGGGAGAGAAGGAGACCGAGGCCGCGCGUAGGAGAAAAGAAGCCAGCAAGGGCUCGAGGGCGAACCACAACCGCCGGGACCAGAGGGCCAAGAAGAUGGCGAGAGGUGGGUUCCCCGGCUGAUAUACCCGUAUCACACAAGGCCCGAGAACACUACUACACUUAAUGCAAUCUCUGCCUCUUGGCAUUCUGAAUGGAGCUCCGCACGGAGGGUGUUGCGGCUGCUCGCUUGCCCGCGGCGGCGCCCGCCGUGUUGGUACACGUUUCCUCGUCGUAAAGGUCUUCUGUGCUAAGGGUGAGAGCGUACGGGCUCUUGAUGUCCACGAUACCGGGGGUUCCCGGCUGCGGGGUCAAGGCUAAGGGAUGAGUGGCCGACGGCGACAAGAUGCUGGCGAAAGCAGAGUGAUGGAAUGCUGAUGGCGACAUGAUGCUGGUGAAAGAAGACCCGACCUCUUCGACGCCAGAGUGGCGAGAUCCAAAGGCAUGGUCCUUUGGUGUUGCGAGCUCCGAUGUCCCUCCUAUCGAGGUCAGAUCGCCGUGGUCGCUUUCGUUGCGUCCGAUCAUGGAACGCAACGAUUCACGCGAGUUGCGCCUGCUGUCAAGAUACGUGCGUAGGUCGAAGCAUUGCCGGCAACUGGGGUCGACCGGGUAGCAAUCCGACUCGUCCCUGUACUGUAGGAGCUGUGGCCGGGCCUGCUGGCCGCAUUUCUCCUGAAUGUCGUCAAAGAGGUCGCCAAUCGGAGUGAAGAACGUUAGUCGAGGACCGGCACCGAAGUACUUGUUGCGGCCCCAAAGCUGACCGACCAGAGCAUUCGUGUCGGCGUCAACGAUGGCGGCGCCGCUGUCACCCUCCACGCCGAUGCCUCCGCGGAUCCAGCUCUCUUCAUCAUCGAAGGGGUACGGCUCUUCGACGAACCACUCGCGCGUUGCCUUGCCGGUGCCGUUCUCUUCAGCGCUGACGUAGGCCGGGAUCUCGCAGAUCUGGCCGCGCUGUUGACCCGACGUGCGUCCGGUGGAAACCACCGUCGCGCCUGGGGUGACCACGCUCAUCUUCUUGACGGGUACUUCUUUCAACAGAGGCAUGGUGUCGGAGGGGAAUCGGCGGAGGAUGUUUGCUUGACGUGUCUUGGAGGCAAUGAGGAUCCAGUCGGUCACGAUCAAAGGGGCUUCCUUAUCCAGUUCCUCCCAGUAGGGAUCGUGUGAGAUGCGAGUCGUCUUCAGGUCGAUGCCAGAUGUGGCGGUCAAGCUGCCGAGGGUAAAAUCCGUGUCGGGCAUCGUGUCGUGGCGUUCGUCGAUGCAACUUGCGCGAUCGCUGGGGGAGGGAUGCUCGACGCGGACCGAUGCCCGGUGAUGAUAAGCGUCGACGAAGGGGUGGAAGUUGGCCAGCCAGUAGCUGCCGCCGCCGACGAGCAAGCAGGGGCCCAAGGUGGAGGUGCUCUCCUUGAAGUCGUCGGUGCCGUGGAUGCCGAUGCUGUCGCCCAUACACGGGUUCUUGAAGUAGUAGGGGUUCCUGGCCAUGCAGACCUCGUCUGGCAUCUCCCUGCUCAGCCCCCUCGCCCAGACCAUGCGGUCGACGGCGCCGGUAACAAAGGCGAAGGUGAUUGUGGAUCGAUGGUUCUCGGGGAGGAGGUCUCUGAUAUGGACUGCGAUGAUGAUGCGGCGAGUCCGAGAUGGUUUCUGUUUGGUCAUGAUGCAGACUCGUCGGGAUCCUGGCGUCUUACCGCGGGUGACGCUGACGACGUGGUUCGGACCGCACCAUUUCGGGAUGAACUCGACGAGGAACGGGAGGACGCCGUGUUCCCAUACGAGAGGGAAGCUUGCGUUUUCCACCAUCCGGCACAGCUGAGCCCGGGAGAAGUCACUCGGGCUGUCGGCUGUUCGGGGGGUUUGACCUGGGUGCGUUAGAUGAAGCGCACCAUUCGACGAAAAGCGGGCACUGACCAUUCUGUUUCCUGUACUUCUUCUCGACAACGUUCUUAAGUUGCUCCCGGCAUUUCUUCUUGGAUACAGCCACGGACAGUAUCUGCUUGAUGGCCCUGUCCUCGUUGGAAUCCUGUGACGGGGCCGCAAGGGCGUUUGAUCCCUGAGAGGAGUUCGUGGAGGCCAUGGCCCGAGCCUUAGGCUUGGAUGUCGCCGCUGGCUCCUUUCCUUUGCCGGUUCCUUCGCCGCUAGCUUCCGGAUGGGCACAUCUGAUGUGGCUCUCGAGGAUCUGUUUGGUUUGGAACGAAGUCUCGGUACAACCGGGAGCCGGACAGAUGAGAAGGUGCUCGAGCUUGACGUGCCAAGUGAGACCGUCCUUGGUAGAGAAGCUUGGCUGGUCACAGCCUGCCCAGUUGCAUGUGUGCGUGUGGACCGUCUUGCAGUGAGACUUGAAGUCUUCCUCGCUGUCAAAGGUCUCGUCGCAUUGGGGACCGAGGCAGACGAAGCGACUUUGGGCGCGGUUCUCCAAUGGCUCGGUGGCAGUCUGUGUCACGGACGAGGUGGCGGAAGGCGACGCCUUCCUUGUUGGCCACUCGUACGGAAAGUCUCUCCGGGUCGGCGAGCAGCCCGAACCGGCAGAAGAAGGCUGAGAGACGACAGAAGGCGAGGAGAAGGUAACGCUGGACACGGUGCUCCAAGCCGGGGGAGGAGGUACCUGGGUGAGGGAGGGAACAGGCUGGAAGAAGGCAAGUGCUGACUGUUCGUGCCUGGGCAAAGGUUUGGGAAAGGCGUGGUCUAUCUGACCAACUCCAUGGGCCUGUGACCAGGCGUGCUCCCCGACGAUGGCGGGCCCAUGAUAGAAGUCGGCGAGUGACCAGUUGUCAGGCGGCCAGCAAGGCGGAAGCGAGGCAAAGGCAUCGGGGCGUGAGGGGGCCGGGGGCAUGGCGCAGAGGGUGCCAUGGUGCAUCUGCUUUCGAAGUUUCCUCGGCCGCUCGUUCAUCGCCUCUCGGGGGAGGGAGCGGGACAUGUUGAGAGCUCCAGGAACCGUGUCUGGCUUACACGGAUGAUGGAGUCGAGAAGGGCCAAUGUGCAGAAGUUGAAGUCGAGCAACAAUUCGUCAAUCGGCGGAGAAGAACACCAAUAUGCGUGUAAUAUGAGAGAAGAGACGCCAAAGACCGGGGGGCGAGACGAAGGGUGUACAUGGCUAGGUAGGUCGAGGAUGGCCGAGGGAAGCGGCCUCCUCCUCAACCUCUUCGGCUCCUUCCUCAGUGCGGCACAGCUCUUAGUCUGGUUGCCUGGUUUGGCGGUAGGCCGUGCUAGUCAAGAUCUAACACGGCCCAUAUACCAGUUAUCAAGGACAAGCCACACAGUUAUCG
Colletotrichum destructivum is the source of this 5213-nucleotide messenger RNA. Its product is annotated as Putative ubiquitin system component CUE, UBA-like superfamily. The transcript has 2 exons. The record is from RefSeq and is a predicted model, not a curated record. Gene Ontology annotation, molecular function: ubiquitin binding. Bases 1 to 2040 code for a protein of 679 amino acids. Lineage: Eukaryota; Fungi; Ascomycota; Sordariomycetes; Glomerellales; Glomerellaceae.